Xyrauchen texanus (razorback sucker) is the source of this 1528-nucleotide messenger RNA. RefSeq names its product proteolipid protein 2-like. Gene Ontology annotation, cellular component: membrane. The coding region runs from base 182 to 643 and encodes 153 amino acids. The record is from RefSeq and is a predicted model, not a curated record. NCBI's taxonomy places the organism in Eukaryota, Metazoa, Chordata, Actinopteri, Cypriniformes, Catostomidae. The transcript has 5 exons.
CGGUUAAGCCAACGCCCUCCCAAUCCUUUCCUCUCGGUCUGCCACAGUACUGACAUAUUAAACGCGAAGUCGCGUGCUUCAUUUUCUCUUCACGCUGUCUUUUGAUAGUAUAUACUUUGUUAGCGUCUGCUGAUACCGAACCUGCUCAGAAGGUGUUAUCUUAUUGGAAUACAUUUGCAGAAUGGCAGAAACUGACGCAAGUCCUUGUGCAAACUGUUUGGAGAAACUCAAGAGCUAUCUGCGCACUCGCAAAGGAGCUAUCCUGACCGCGGAAAUAAUCAUCAGUUUCAUCAUCAUUAUCUGUUAUGCUGCAUCAAGGUAUGGAGGAUAUUCAACAGUUGCCAUCUGUGAGAUGGUCUUUGCCAUCAUCUUCUUCGUUAUAUUCAUGAUGGAGUUUGACAAACAGUUCCUGACCGUGAACUGGCUCUGGAGUGAUCUGUUCCGUGCUGUGAUUGGUGCACUUCUGUAUCUCAUCACCUCUUUGAUCUGUGUGAUUGGUGGAGCUGGGGAUGGGGCUCGAAUUGCUGGUGGGGUGUUCGGCCUACUGGCUGGGAUCUUGUUUGGUUAUGAUACCUAUACAAUCUUCAUGGGCAUCAAGAGCAGCAGACAGCAUACAGCUGCUCCCACAGAUGACACAGUUUGAAAACUACUUCCCUCACUACAACAUUAAAAGCAACCAAAACAUGGAGGAACAUUUAAAAAUUUGCUAAAUGGGAGAAUUCCCAUGAGUAUUUACCAAUUACGCGAAGUUACCACGAGACUCAACAAUGAGAACUGAAGAGCAGAGGUGUGCAAAGAAUGAAAAUAAUUCACAAAUAAGACUGAAGUUUAUGUUAAAAAGGGAUUGAGUGAUCGAGACGUACUGUAAGAUUAGUGAAAAGCAGGUAAAAACGGCAUAUUUGAAGUUGGCUUCAAACAUUUGCUGUGAUUGUCUUGGUCGGAAGACUUUUGUCUCCACAUAUUUGUCACCUUGCUUGGUUAAAAAAGCUCAACAUAUUCUAAGAUGUGACAUUAAUUGAUUGUAGGAAAUAAACAUUCUUGUCAAUCUCUGUUUUCCCUUUAUUUCCUGGACUUGUUUUGGCCCUGUAAUUUGAAAGGAAGUUGCAAUUAUGUUUGUUGGAAAACUUGAUCUGGUUCAUUCAGUAUUUGUAAAUUACUAUUUUCUAAUAACUAUAUAUUUUUUGUGUGCCUAAAAUAGUGUUUAAACAGGAUUGGGUUCAGUUCCACUUCAAUUCAACCAGUUUAUAAAUAUUUAACUCAGGUUCUGAUCAGAAUCUAACUUGAAAAAUGAUUUUAGGCAAUUAUGGAGUGAAAUUUCAUAUGUAAAAAGGAUUUUCUGAUCGUUUAAAUUGAAAAGAAACUGAUCUCAACCCUGAUAGCAAGUUCACACAUCUAUCUGUUUGCACAAUAAGUUCAUUUUCAUUAAUCUUGCUUGCGUUUUGCCAUAUAACCUGUUACCUCAAAGGUUGCUCACUAUCUUGAUGUCAAAUGUGUUCUUUUUUUAUUAUUAUAAUAAACUGAGUCAUAU